This is a messenger RNA of Coprinopsis cinerea okayama7#130, 1839 nucleotides long. RefSeq lists its product as hypothetical. Bases 1 to 1839 code for a protein of 612 amino acids. Gene Ontology annotation, molecular function: protein binding. The record is from RefSeq and is a predicted model, not a curated record. The transcript has 3 exons. NCBI's taxonomy places the organism in Eukaryota, Fungi, Basidiomycota, Agaricomycetes, Agaricales, Psathyrellaceae.
AUGGCAGCUAUAAGCCCUGCGAUUAUCGUUCGGACCACACCACAUACACCUUCACUGCGACCUCGAGCAACGACCCCAACCAGACGAUCCAAAGCGACUUUACGCGCGAUGAACGCCUCGACGAACAGCCAAUCACCGCCAAACUCUCAAUCUCAGAGUCCAGCAAGCAAGAAACCCUUGCCACAAGGAGCGGCAUCCGCCUUGCCUGAGAACCUCAACAAAUUGGCCGACAGGAUCCAUGCCAAAUUAGCAGAGAGUAUACCCAACCUAGGCUCUGACUCCGAGUAUAUGAGACACAUGGUACACUCUGCCUGGAUCCAGAGGCUUCCCGAGCUUGCAGAGUCCAUGUUCCCAGACUCGACUCUCCAUCGAGAGAUGUUGUUGGAGAUGAUGUUGGAGAAUUGGAAAGGCUCCGGGAAUUAUCCUGAGGCGAGAUUAUUGGAGGGCAGGCCUGAGGAGCAGAUCGCGCACCUUACCCGUUAUAUCAACACCGUUCUGAAGCCUUCGAAGGAGGAUGUGACCAGAACGUCGGACGUUCCUGCCGAAGUGGGCGGGAGUAGGAAGCCCAGAGAUACGCGUGACGAUAGCCUGGUCCCAGAAGAAUGGAGGAAGUUCCUCCUACGCCCGAAGCAUGAGAUCAGGAUCGUCCGCCCCGGGGCCAAGAAGAAGCUCGAUCUCAGUAAUCCAGACAGGAUCGUCGUGGCGCCCGUGCCUGCUCGUUCCAAGCGUCGAUCCUUGCAGACGCUAGCCACAGAACAAACCACGAUCUGGUUAACCACCGGCCCCACGCUAACCCGUUGGACCUCGAAACCCGACUUCCCAAAGCCCGUACCCAACAUCCCUCCCAAAAUCGCCGUCAAGAAGACGCGCGACAUGGGUUUUGGCAUAUUCGCCACACACGACAUCCAGGCCCACGAAAUCGUCCUCGCCGAGCGCCCGUUCAUGAUCUACCCAGCGUCACUCAACUACGUCGCUCCUAUCCGAGCACUCGCCUACGUGCAUAUGGACGAUGAUGAAAUUGAGCGCCUCAGGCUCCUUCACUCGGAGCCGGUUUUCAGAAAGGCCUUCCAGGCGAUGACGGAGUGCGAGCGGGAGGAGUUUUUGAUGUUGCCAGGUCUGGGCGGGGACGGUACGGAGGGUGCUGGGAGCGAACCUCUCUUGGCCAAUGCAACCACGAUUGGGCUCCCCGUCGAUUUCGCGUGCGAUGAGACUUACUAUCAGUUUGAAGAUGGAUAUAAGGGCAUUCCGAGGAUUGGGAGUCGAUUUAAUCACAGCUGUGUGCCGAAUCUACUCUUGGCUUUCGACCAGAAGACGUUCAGUUACAUAUACUUCGCUGCCCGUCCUAUCAAAGCCGGUUCGCAGCUGUUCCUUUCCUAUACCAACAUUUACCAGCCUAAAGCCACCCGCCAAGCCAGGCUCGCUCGCUACAACUUUACGUGCCACUGCCUCGCCUGUGAGCAUGCUACACCCCAACGUGACAAACUCCGCCAAACUUGUAAAACGCUCAUCGAUAACUGGGUGAAACAGUCGGAGACGGUGUGGAUGAAGGAUCCGAAGCUCAAGGAAAGCGUUUUGAACCCGCUGUUGGCGUUAAAGAAGAGGAUGGAGGAGGAUGGGCUGGACUCGCGAGAGGCGGGGUACUGGGAACUGCAUCCCAUCAUGUACCGGGUGUACACCAAGUUGGGUUUGACCGAGAAGGCGAAGGCGGCGCUGCGGGUCUGGUUUGAGUACCAGUGGCCUGUGAUCAGCGACGAUUACAAGGAGGGAGCGAAGCAGAAGUUUGGGUUUGACUUUGGCUUGAAAGGGAAGGAGAAACGGGUUUACAUCUCUGAUUUGUAG